Messenger RNA from Sebastes umbrosus (honeycomb rockfish), 2982 nucleotides. It is a transcript of the gene mpeg1.1, whose product is annotated as macrophage expressed 1, tandem duplicate 1. Bases 48 to 2180 code for a protein of 710 amino acids. Gene Ontology annotation, biological process: defense response to bacterium. The transcript has 2 exons. The record is from RefSeq and is a predicted model, not a curated record. NCBI's taxonomy places the organism in Eukaryota, Metazoa, Chordata, Actinopteri, Perciformes, Sebastidae.
CUUCAACUUUAUAGUCAGUCGUCUUAGCCCUUCUUGACACAGUCAUCAUGAAGGCAGCAGUGGUGACCCUCCUGGCUCUCUCUCUCCUCCAUGUCUGCUCCUCAGUCCCUAUCAGCCGCCCCACCAACUGGCUCCGACAAUGUCGCGCCUCCACCAACCUCUCCAUCACAGCACUGGAGGUGCUGCCGGGCGGAGGCUGGGACAACCUCCGAAACAUAGAUACAGGUCGAGUUAUGAACCUCAGCUACUUCCAGUGCCAGACCACCGAGGACGGGCUCUACCUCAUCCCAGAUGACGUGUUUGUCAUCCCCCACAAGGAGACAGGUGUGGAGACCAACUCAGAGAUAAUCAGCUCCUGGCUGGAGCAGAAAAGCUCAACAUCGCACUCCAUAAAUGCAGAGGUGUCCUUCCUCUCGGUGCUGAACGGUAAAUUUUCUACAGAGAACCAGAGGAUGAAAACCCACCAAGUCAAAGACUCUUCAACUACGGCCAGAGUCCAAGUUCGUAACUUCAUCUACACAGUUAAGGCGUAUCCAGACUUCACUCUGGACACACGCUUUGCUCAACAAGCCAAAGAGAUAGCCGAUGCAAUUGAAAACAACCAAACAAGGAAUGCGGAAUAUCUCUCAGAGAGGAUGGUGCUGGACUAUGGAACCCAUGUUAUCACUAGCGUCGAUGCUGGCGCGACUUUGGUGCAGGAAGACUAUCUCCGUUCUUCAUAUGUGUCGGACAGUGUGUCAGAAAGUUCCUCUGUCAAAGCGCAGGCAGGCUUUAACUUUUUUGAUAAACUCAAGUUUGACAUAAGCAGUCAAAGUACACAACAGAGCUCAUCACUUCAAACUUACCAGUCCAAUAUUCAGUACUCUCUUAUCCAAAGCCAUGGCGGCGGCAUACCUUUCUAUCCUGGCAUCACUCUGCAGAAGUGGCAGGAAAGUACCAGAAACAACCUGGUUGCUAUCGAUCGGUCUGGGUUUCCCUUACACUACUUUAUAAACAUCAACACCAUCCCUGAUCUGCCACAUCCUACAGUUGGCAAAGUGGCCGUUGCAGUGAGUCAGGCCAUAGAGCGUUACUACAUGGUCAACACGCGGCCCGGAUGCGUCGACGUCAACUCCAAGAACUUUAACUUCCAAGCCAACAUUGAUGACUCAUCCUGCGAGGGCGCUGCUACAAACCUAAGUUUUGGUGGCGUCUACCAACAGUGUACUCAAGUUAGCUCAGACGCAGGACCACUAUGUGAUGCCCUGGCACAGAAAAACCCUGAAACAGGGGACUUCUCCUGUCGUUCGCCUUACUUUGCUACUUUACUGAGAUCAGAAGUGAGACAGCAGGGUUACAAGUCCUACGAUUGUCACGACCAACGCUAUCGGUGUGGGUUUUUUGGUCUUUCACAUUGCCAUCGUCAAGUAUGUCAGGACAACUACCACGUUCGCUCUGCUCGCAUCGACACCUACUGGUGCUCUGUAAGAGGACAGGCCCCAGACAACUCAGGGUAUCUGUUUGGAGGCUUAUAUAGCCCCUCUCUCCUGAACCCCCUCACCAACGCCAAAAGCUGCCCUCCAAACUUCAUUCCAGUAAAGUUUCUCUCGGAUGGCCAAGUGAUCUGUGUGAGUAGAGACUAUGAAGCCGGCAGCAGGUUCUCAGUACCAUUCGGUGGCCUCUUCAGUUGUCAGUCAAACAACCCCUUGGCAAAGGAUCAACGUCGCUGCCCUCCUAAGUUCAGCCAGCACCUCGCCACAGUGAGCGACGGCUGUGAAAUUCUUUACUGUGUCCAAUCAGGUCUGUUCACAGGUGGAGAUCUGCUUCCGGUCCAUCUGCCACCUUUCACUAAACCUCCACUUGUCAGCAUGCAAGCCACAAAUACAGUGAUGGUCAUGACUGAAGGAGAGAAGAGCUGGGUCAGAGUGGGGCACACCAAGGCGUGGAAACUGGCAAAUCCAGAGGAAAUCAAGGCAAUUGUACAGCAGCUUAACCCAGAAUUAGGUCAGAUGUCUAGUGGUGAAAAGGCAGGGGUCGCCUUCGGGGUGAUGGGUUUGAUGGUGCUGAUCAUAGUGGCAGUAGUCCUGUUGAAGAGAAGGAGGAGGCUGUCUGGGUUUAGGACAGCUAGAGGCUAUGAGGAAAUACGUAGUGAGGUUGACCGUGACGAAGGAGAGAGAGAGACACAGCAAGAUGAGGCUUGAGAAAACCAAAUAGUUUAGAGAACAGAGAAGUUAAUCUGGCAGACAGAUUGUUUUUAACUUCCUUUUUAAUUCUCACCUCAGAAAUCACUAUGAUGCUUACAUAAGCGGAAAUGUUUCACAUGUUUAAGGGCUCCUAGUUUGAAUCAGUUAUACUUUGCAUUAAUUAUUGUUCCUUUGAAAUGUCUAUGAAACCAAUCAGAAAUGCACAUUUCAACAACUACUAUAGAUAAUAACUAUACGUUUUAACAAUACAUUUAUUGGUAGACAUUUUUUUCCUGAUAACAUGAUGUGUACUUCAAGCCGUUGCUUAGAAUAAGUAUAUUUUGUAUUUUGCACAUUAAAAACUUGAUCAUAUUAUGUUUGAUCUAAGAAACGUGACUCCAGAGCAAUCGGCCUUUGAAAUCCCCAAAUAGCACAAAGCAGAAGCGCUUUCCAAAGGCCACAUUGAAUCAAUACUGCCCUCAUGUGGCCAAAAUGCAUAAUGUCAGGUGGUAAAUGAUAUAUUUUUAUACCCCAUUUAAGAACCUGUAUACCUCGUAUGUCUUUACAUUGUACCAUUCACAAAACAGGUUGUUUGAAAUUUUUAAAACAUUUUUUUUUUUUUUUUUUUUUUACAUAUAUCUGAUUAAAAUUUGUGAAAUUUUUUUUUCUAAUAUAAGAAGCAUUAGAUUAAGAAUCUACUGUGUUUUGUAUGUAACAUUUUGUCUCAGGUUAAUAAAUUGUCAAGAUUUAUAGAUGUAUGUAAAUGAAACUCUUCUGCACUGCACUUAACUACUAAUAAAAGUGGCAUUAAACAAUUUAA